Molecule: messenger RNA, 2265 nt
Organism: Rubroshorea leprosula
Lineage: Eukaryota; Viridiplantae; Streptophyta; Magnoliopsida; Malvales; Dipterocarpaceae
Source: the annotation of a GenBank genome assembly
CGUCAAACCCUCUCCCUUUCUCUCUCUCCUGCCUCAAUUCCAAAAUCGCAAACCCUAACCCUUGAAAGAAUUUCACAUGAAAUUGAUAAACACUGGGGUUAUCUUCUCUGUCGAGAGCCUUUGGGACGAUAUUUGAUGACUUACAAUUUCCGUCACCAAAAGCCAUAGCAAUACUAUUUUUCACAGAAUUCCGUAGAAGACCGCCCAGAUUCCACCAUGGACGGCUCUGUGGUGGAGGAUCUUGGGGCCCCGGAGUCAUGGGAGGUGGCCGAUUUGGAUGCCACUAUGAACCGUUUGAUGCUUUCCUCGAAGAAGGAAUCUAAACAAGUGUUCGAUGAUGCUCGGUCUUCAGUUGCAGCUUCGGCUCCUUCUGCAUCGUCUGAGAAGGUUAUGUCCGAGGAUUUGAUCAAUCAGGUUGAUCAAUUUCUCCGCGAGGCUAUCCAAAAUCCCCGUGAGCGCCUUUCUGUUCUACGGAUGGAGCAAGAUGUUGAAAAGUUCAUCCGUGAUCCCACUCAGCAACAAUUAGAGUUUCAGCAACUGCCUACUUCCUAUUUAAGGCUGGCUGCACACCGUGUGGCACAGCAUUACUCCUUGCAGUCCAUGGUUUUACUAGACAACAAUUUACCUGAUGGUUCUGGUUCUAGAAUCAUUGUCCGCAAGACUCCUGAGUGUAGGUUUCCUCCAAUUCGCCUUGCAGAGAUUCCUGUAAAUUUACCAACAGAAGACAGUGGUGUUGGUAAAGUGGCAAUUAAGCAGAGGCCGCAGAAACAUUCACAGAUUGCUAGCAACUCGAAUACUAAUUCUCCGAAAACAAACAGCGCUAGAAGUGUAGAAGAAAGAAAAGAGGAGUAUAAUAGAGCUCGAGCAAGGAUAUUUAACUCUAAUAGUUCUAGCAGUGUUAGUGGUGGAAAGCCAGAGAAUGAACAAAGACUACAGGAUGGUUCCUAUCAUGGUUCCUCUGGGAUGUCAAAGAUGGAAGAGAAACCUGUUUCUGGAGUUUCUGAGGUAAAUUCUGGUAGAAGCUCAAAUGAUUCCUCCAUGAAUAACAGUAGGUCAGCUAGAAGUAAGUUGGAAAAGGAGCCAGCUGGUAGGCACAGAGCAAAUAAUAGGGUGGCAAUCUUUCGUGACCGUGAAACUGAGCGCAAAGACCCUGAUUAUGACAGAAGUUAUGAUAGGUACAUGCAAAGAUUUGAUCCUGGGUUUGGGUUCAACAGUGGACCAUACACACUGCAACCUAUGUACACUCCUGCAUUGAACUAUAACACUGAAUUUCCGCAACUUGGAUCUACUCAUCGGCCUCAAUUAUCUACUGAACAUCAGCCUCGUCCUCUCCCUCAGCAUAUACCUGGACUUUGGGCUGCACCAUCAACCCCACCAGGAAUCAGUUAUGGUCAUCCAGAAACAAUGAUGCCACCUUUCAAUCCAAAUCAUGCAGGUGUGCGCUCUACAUCGGCCAUAUAUUUGCAUUCAACACAGUAUCCUUGCCAGCAUCCUUCAAUGCCUUUUAUCCACCCUGCAGAGCACAUUCACCAACCUUUCUCACAGUCUCAUCAACUGCAACCUGAUGCAAGUUUUGGAUUAGCCCGGCCCCGGUGAGGGGCUUGGGCCAUGCCUGCACCCUGCCUGCUAGAAAAAUCAUUUUGAGACAUCAUCAGCUCAUAAGCUCAGGCUUGAUGUAUAAAUGGGCAGGAGUGCAGGCAUGGAGAACCGAGGUGGACUGGAGUGUUGUGCUGCAGUUAUGAGUAUGUGCUUUGAUUUAUUCCACCAGUCUCGGUUUCUCUUUGGAGCUUCUUCAAUCUUAUGGGUGAAGGAUAGAGAAGCUCUCUUCUGUGUUUGGCAGAUCGAUUGCCAUUGAUGAUGAUGAGCAGAUGUCGGAUCAGAACCUGUUGGAGGCUAAGGCUGUAAACACGCUUUUACAGUGUAGUGUUGAGGAGCCAAGUGGAAUAUGGAUGGUGGAUAUUUUCCAAAAACUGGGCUCUAGGCAAAUUAAAUUUGGCUUGCUGGAGCUUCAGAGGUCCAGCUCUGAUCAUGACUGAUGACUAUGCUUCACUACAAAAUUUGUCUGUUGAAAUAAUAAUGUACCAUAUGGGUAUUUGAUUUAGUCUAAUAUCGAACUUCUCGACUGCUUUCUGCUUGUUCAUACAAAUAUUUACAACUAACCAUCUGAAAACCUGUAGACCCUGAUUCGUGGUUGCUAUAAUGAUGGAUUUGUUCUUUGUUGAGAGGAAAAACUAGAGAUGCAUGAAAUAUAGCUUUGGCAUAGGU